AUGACAACAGGGACGCUGAGAGCCGCUUACAGUAACAAUUGGUACCUGGGCAGGGAAGAAGACAAGAAGUCGUUGGAUAUUCUUUGCACCAUGUCCAGGAAACCGUUUGAAUUCGGUUUUAUUAUACCAGCUAAUUUGGAUACCUUCGUAACGGUACUCAAAUCAGCUUUUUCCUAUUACAACUUUUUGAAAGCCAUUGCUGAUGAAGAAUAA
Nezara viridula (southern green stink bug) is the source of this 213-nucleotide messenger RNA. The record is from the annotation of a GenBank genome assembly. NCBI's taxonomy places the organism in Eukaryota, Metazoa, Arthropoda, Insecta, Hemiptera, Pentatomidae.